This is a messenger RNA of Rhizophagus irregularis DAOM 181602=DAOM 197198, 525 nucleotides long. The record is from RefSeq and is a predicted model, not a curated record. Lineage: Eukaryota; Fungi; Glomeromycota; Glomeromycetes; Glomerales; Glomeraceae.
AUGAACAUACAACAAACAUCUACUAUUUCCAAGUCUGAUGAUGUGUUCGAAAUAGAUUUAGAAGAUGUGCUUGUCGAUGCUACCAGCGAUGAUAAUGCAAAAGUAAUACCAACAAAUGGAGGGGAAAAACAAAAGCUUGUGAGUAUCUUAUACAAUAUUCAUAGCUCAAGAUUAAAGAUUUCUAAUUUUGUUCUGUCCAUUAAAGUCACCAUUGGAAGAUCCCGAAAAAUUAAAAAAUCCCUAAAAAACGACCAGCUGAAGAAGGUUUUCCCUGUUAAUACACUUCCUCCCAACCUUCGUGAUCGCUCUCCUCCUCCAUCAUAUAAAAGCGGGGAUAAUUCUUUGGACGAUCAUAAUGAGGCCUCUCCAAAUGGAGAGGGAUCAAGAAACAAUAAGGUUAUUAUUAAUCAGUAUUGUCAAUCAUUAAUACAAUUCUAUUAUGAACAUGCCAUCAACAGUAUUGAUAUAAAUGAUGCUUCUACAAAUGACUGUGUGGCAGGCAGAUGGUCACAAUAUCUCUCUUGA